AGGUUGUGGGGCUCGCUGGCUGGUGCGCAGCGAUCGCGACUAACAUGGCAGUCAUCUAUGGUCUGGAAUACUAUAUGAAACCAUUGUCACCGGCGAUGCCGAGAGCGGCUCAGGUCAUCUACGUUGCUGUGCAUAGGGUCGCCUGGUCCGUCGGGUUGGCAUGGGUCGUUCUUGCCUGCCACAUUGGGGCUGGAGGUCCAGUGAAUACUCUGCUUAGCUGGAAAGCCUUUGUCCCUCUCGGCCGACUCACCUACAGCGCAUACCUCGUCCACGUUCUGGUUACGGGUUGGUACCAUUUCGGGAUAGAUUCUUCCGUAUAUGUCGACCAUGAGACUCAGGCGAUUGUAUUCUUGUCCACGCUAAUCCUGACUCACUUCGUGGCCGUCAUCUUCUCUUUGACCUUCGAGAUACCUGUUCUGGGACUCGAGAAGAUCUUUUGUGGACUCAUAUUUGGAGAGGGACCCAAGCCAGGCCAUAAUACCUUCCCGAUAUCUCACAGCAUCAAAGAAGGGGGAAAAGGAAAAGAUUUUUCAAAGGGAAAGCUAGAAGUGCUCCACCUAAAUCUUGCUUCUCCAGUGACUGGCAUUCUGAAAGGAGAUAUAGUAGUACAAGACGUCUCUUGGGAAAAGCGGAAGGACGGCGGCUUGGACAACCCUGCAUUCAUCCCCGACACGAAACAGAAACUCGGCCACGACGAAUCAUUGGACGGUCAAAGUCAGCACAAAUCUCUCUCAUCUUUCUCUCAUUCCACCCCAAGAGGCUCCUCAGAGGAAACCCGAGAGGCAAACGGAGAAUCAACUUCCGAAGGAGAGCAUUCAGACCAAGGAAACAAGUCAUCCUCUCCUCACUCCAGCCCCAGAGGAUCCUCAGACGAGACCAUGGAAGUCAAUGGCCAACGAACCUCGCAGUCCUCACAGGAUGAAGACGAAAUCAAGCCAGAGCCGGCAAUGGAGAAGUUCUGAUAAGAGGCUGACAAAAACGAAAAAAAAAAUUUUCUCGAUGUGAUACACA
Darwinula stevensoni is the source of this 1011-nucleotide messenger RNA. Lineage: Eukaryota; Metazoa; Arthropoda; Ostracoda; Podocopida; Darwinulidae. The record is from the annotation of a GenBank genome assembly.